AUGGAUUUUCCCUCCGCUUCAAACAAGAACUACGUAUUAAUAAAAGACGCUGUCCAUGAAGAAAUCAAGGUCUUCUCCCUUUGUUUUUGGGCAAAAUUUUUGCAAGAACAUGCUGGCGUAUUUGUCUACUCAAGUCCAACCCAUGAUGCUGAAAUUGGGGUUUUUCUAUAUAGUGACUUUGUUUUGGACCUCAUUAUCAAGGAAUCGGGGAAAAACGGGCCUGCGAUUUCCCACCACAAAUCGUGGCAUUUUUAUUGCCUACAGUGGAGAAGCAGUGAUGGUUUAAUCCUGAUUUAUCAAGACGGAAAAAACCUUGGGACGAGAAUCGAAUCAAAAGGUUACACAAUACCUUUCAAAGGCAUCGUGGUUCUCGGCCAGGAAUUGGAUUCUUAUGGCGGAGGUUUUCAGACCGCACAGGCAUUUAAAGGAAGCCUCGCAGGGUUAAAUCUCUGGAGCCAAUUUUUGACAGCAAAUAUUAUACAAGGAAUGGCAUCCGGGGUCCUAAAUGUUAACGGAAAUCUUCUCCAAUGGAGAAAUUUCAGAAAUCAUACAUUUGGUAACGUAACUGCACGACAUGGAUCCGAAGCAGAGAUUCCAGAAUAUCGAGUACAGAGUCUUCGAGAUAAGUGGUGUGCGGAAAACAUCACUGAAGUUUUAACUUAUGCAAGAUUUGUUCUCGGUGCGGACACAGAUGGCUACAGGUGGCGGUGUGUUGCACCUGCGGCCAUGUUGGAUGAAAAUAUGUGUUACAAUAUCACUAAGAGUUCAUCUUUGUACUAUCCCAUGGACACGAACGAAGACAUUUUCGGAAAUAAUUGAAAAAUAUUUCCUUGACAUAAAUAACUUUGAUAUACGUAUAAAUUGGUUCCAAUAUAACAGGGAGCAGCGUGACAGCAUCUUCAAACAUGCAACUUCACGUCAAAUCAGGUAUAACGACUUAUAUAGGAGAGGUAGUAACUGCAUACUAACUCUCCUGACGAAAGCCCUAAGGUUGAAACGUCGAGAAGUGUUUUGCUUAUUUUAGGCAGUCGUUAUACUACAUUUGAUGCUACUUAUAAAUAGGUAAAAUAGAUGCCAUGUACUUAAAGUUAUGUUUUUGUCCCGGUAAUAAUUUUGAAGUGCUUUACAUGCAAUUACCAAAAAUUUUGGGUUAGAGCUAGGGUCAUCUGAUUGAAUAUUUAACAGUGUGAAUUACUAUAAAGAAGCACAACGAAAUUUUGCACAACGCACCUUUUGCACUGUGGUUUUUGCAUCGACGCACUAAGAUGAUCAUUUCCACUAGGGUUAACAUCCACACAAGGUCCUUCGUAUAU
Molecule: messenger RNA, 1313 nt
Organism: Dendronephthya gigantea
Lineage: Eukaryota; Metazoa; Cnidaria; Anthozoa; Malacalcyonacea; Nephtheidae
Product: serum amyloid P-component-like
Exons: 3
Coding region: 1-819 (272 amino acids)
Source: RefSeq, a predicted model, not a curated record